Messenger RNA from Aspergillus nidulans FGSC A4, 858 nucleotides. RefSeq lists its product as uncharacterized. Gene Ontology annotation, biological process: IMP salvage. The transcript has 2 exons. The annotation marks the transcript as partial. Gene Ontology annotation, molecular function: AMP deaminase activity. NCBI's taxonomy places the organism in Eukaryota, Fungi, Ascomycota, Eurotiomycetes, Eurotiales, Aspergillaceae. The record is from RefSeq and is a predicted model, not a curated record.
AUGAACCUAAACUCCGACGGUGACACCGUUACCUCAGAGCUGAAUGCCAUAUGCCGCAAAAUUCGGGAUUUAUUAGGUUUGAGAGCAAACUAUAUUCAACUAUCCCUGCAGACCCUCGAAGACAAUCCGAUAAAUCGUCCAGAAUGGAGAAUAUAUCCGCCUCCACCAGAACCAGCGUGGGGUGACGAUAAAGAGACUGCCAGAAUGAACGAGGAUCCCGGCACGGAUCAGAGAAGAAGAAAAAUGGGCGAAAAUAUUGGUGAGGACUUCCAUUUGGAAGAGUGCAUGCCACUUCCCGGAGAGUCCGACUGGGUAUUCAAGCUAGAUGAGAGCAGUGUCUACCAAGUUUACAAAAAUUCUAGUGAUGUCGACCGAGAGGAACCCGUCGUCAAAAUCCCAUCUCUGAGAGACUUCUAUAUGGAUCUCGACGCGGUCAUUGACGUCUCGACGGAUGGGCCGGCAAAAAGCUUCUCUUUCAAGCGCCUUUCGUACUUGGAAGGAAAAUUCCAGCUCUACUCCCUCUUGAAUGAGUACCAGGAAAUUGCGGAUAGCAAGAAAGUGCCACAUAGGGAUUUCUAUAAUGUGCGGAAAGUUGACACUCACGUUCAUCACUCAGCAUGCAUGAAUCAGAAGCACUUACUUCGCUUCAUCAAGAGCAAGAUGAAGAAAUCCCCAGACGAGGUUGUUCUUUUCAGGGAUGGUAAACAUUUGACGCUUAGAGAAGUUUUUGAAAGUAUCAACCUUACCGCCUAUGAUCUGAGUAUUGACACACUUGAUAUGCAUGCUCACACGGACUCAUUCCAUCGAUUUGAUAAGUUCAAUCUCAAAUACAACCCAGUAGGGGAAUCCCGGUUACGA